AUGGCCCCCCUGUUCAGACAGAACAUGGGUGCCCUAGGGAUACACCGGCCGGACCGUUUGAACUGGUUUGAGAUACACUCGGCCGGCUUGUUAGAAACCAGUCCGGCCGGCCUGUUUGCAACGAGGAAAUCACAGCUCCGGCCGGAGGCGGCUUUACCGUUUGCAACGGUCGAAAUGCACUCCGGCUGUACCGUUAGUAUCGAGCUGCGCGUGGCCUGCAAGGCGGACGAUGUCGCCAUCUUCAACCCUUCGUCUGGGCAGACCUGCCAAGGAUGGGGGGCCGCGUUCGUGAACACGUACGGCGGCUACAUCGACAAUCCACAGGACAACACUGCCUCUCGGUAUUGCCAGUACCCCGUCGGGGACCAGUUCUACGAGCCCCUCGACAUCAGUAUCCGAGUCCACAAUCGGUUUCGCGAUGCUUAG
Messenger RNA from Fomitopsis serialis, 426 nucleotides. RefSeq lists its product as uncharacterized. Bases 1 to 426 code for a protein of 141 amino acids. The transcript is spliced from 2 exons. The record is from RefSeq and is a predicted model, not a curated record. Lineage: Eukaryota; Fungi; Basidiomycota; Agaricomycetes; Polyporales; Fomitopsidaceae.